Cylicocyclus nassatus is the source of this 1405-nucleotide messenger RNA. The record is from the annotation of a GenBank genome assembly. Lineage: Eukaryota; Metazoa; Nematoda; Chromadorea; Rhabditida; Strongylidae.
GUUGCUAUAAAGUUCAGCCAUGAUGAUUAGCUUCAAAAUAAUGUUGACAAUAUGUCCACUGCUUGUUGACUCACUGAAAUGCUAUGUAGGUGAGCAUGGCGAACCAUUGGAUGAAGUGGAGGUAGAUCCCAAGAAGAAGAUGUGCCGCUUUGCUCCAAGAAAUUUCUGUGUUUCCAAUAGGGAACAAACGAAAUACACCAUUGAGGAUUACGACAAAUCUCUCGUGAAUACAUGCCGCACUUAUGGCAAAAUGGAAAAUUAUUGUUACUGCGCUAAGGAGUUGUGCAACGGACACUAUGCCAUGCUAAAACAGAUGUUCAUUAAAACAACUAACGCCAGCGGAGAUACUCGUGAAUGUAUAUUGAAAUACAUGUCUCAAUUUCUGAAUUAUGAGGAUGAGAGAGAAAGAAGAAGAAAAGAAGAAGAAGGCGAAGAAACAACUGAUGAAGCACCACCAGAAGAGUUUGUUUCCACUGAUGAGCUCAACUCUCUCACUACUCCAGUGUCUACAGGUGCCGAGACCAUCAAAUGCUAUGAGGGAGUUUUUGGAGGCGAACUCAAAAUCGUGGAAGUGAAUUCAAAGAAGCACAUGUGCAGAUAUGAACCAAGAAAUAUUUGUGAGCCAUACAAAGACUCAAAAUACGGAACUGCACCUUAUGAUCCAGCAUAUGAAAACAAAUGUCGGGAAGUUGAAAAAUGGCCUUACUGCUACUGCACAACUGAUCUUUGUAACGGAAAUUACAACUUUAUGAAGGAUCUCUGGUCGAAAAGUGAGAUUGAAGACGAAAGAGUUCAUGAAUGUGUAAACACAUAUUUUAUCAACAUGAUAAAAUCUUUUCAAAACGCCUCACACUACCAAGAAGAAGUGGCAAAAAUGACCACGAUAGAAUAUGAACCAGACGAGGAGAAUUUCAACGGAGCUUCGAAAGAUAAUUCAGAAUCGGAAGCGGAAUCUACAGAGCCUGGACCGGGACAAUCCGAAGCUGGAGCAGUACCGCAGGAACCGGAACCUGGAUCGGAGUCUAAAUCGGAGGAAGGGCAGACAACUUCAACCACUUCUUCCGGCGAAUUAGUGGUAAUCAGAGAUGACAAGGCAGAUAAAAACCUGGACGUACAGGGGAAGGAGUUUGACGCCUCCAAAAAAGGGCCGAAGAAAAGGAAAUACAAUUGGAGCUGGUUCAUAAUUCUUGCUGUAAUCGCUGGAAUACUGGUUUUUAUAGUAAUACCGGUAUUACUCGUUCUGAUAGCAUUGAAGUAUAGACGUGUAAAUAGAGCAGCGCAUCGAGGAAAGAAAGCACCAAGAAUGAAGUAUUGAAGAUUGAAGUAGCUAUACUACAAUGUGUCACAAGAGUAAAAUAGCAAAUAAUUACUGGUAUGUUGUAGAAAAGAAUGCAAUAAAGAGGUG